CAACCCGAUUGCGCGAAGUGAAGUGACCAGCCAGAUAAAAGUUUAUGAAAAAAAAUUGGGCCUUUUCGAAGAGGUUCAACAUGGCAGGAGAUCAGGCGCAAUUUUACCAGUUACUAAAUACUUUAUUAUCAACCGAUAACGACAUCAGAUCCCAAGCAGAAGAAGCAUACAAUAAUAUUCCAACUGAAACAAAAGUGGUACACUUGGUGGGCGCAAUCCAAAAUGCAGAUGUUGGUGAAGAAGGACGGCAAACAGCCGCUGUGCUGCUCCGUAGACUGCUCAGCGCAGAGUUCUUUGAGUUCUUCCCGAAGCUGCCAUUUGAGCAGCAGACAGUACUCAGGGAGCAGCUACUUCUCACACUGCAAAUGGAAGUGAGCCAGCAACUGCGGCGCAAGAUCUGCGACGUUGUAUCAGAAUUGGCUAGAAACCACAUAGACGAUGAUGGUGUUAACCAAUGGCCAGAAUUCCUUCAGUUCAUGUUCAACUGCGCUGGUGCCCAGGACCCCAACAUCCAAGAGGCUGGUAUUAGAAUGUUCACGUCAGUGCCUGGUGUGUUUGGGCACCGUCAGAAUGAGAACCUGGUUGUUAUCAAGCGCAUGUUGCUGACCGCUCUCCAAUCCACAUCGGAGGCUCUCCGAGUUCAGGCCGUGAAGGCCGUAGGCGCUUUCAUUCUGCUUCACGACAAAGAGCCUGCCAUACACAAACAUUUCAGUGAUUUACUGCUUCCAUUGAUGCAGGUUGUUGUACAAUCAAUUGAGAAAAGUGAUGAUGAUUCUGCUCUUAAAGUUCUCAUUGAACUGGCUGAAUCUGCUCCAAAAUUCUUGCGUCCGCAACUCGAGCCCAUCUUCCAAGUGUGCAUUAAGGUGGUAGGCGACACUGACGCAGAGGAUAACUGGCGUCAAUUGGCCCUGGAGGCGAUGGUGACGCUGUGCGAGACCGCGCCCGCCAUGGUGCGCAAGCAGGUGCCCAACGGCGUCAGCAUGCUCACGCCCCUCGUGCUCGAGAUGAUGUGCGAGCUCGAUGACGAACCCGACUGGUCCAUGCAAGAUGACGCCGCCGAGGAUGAUAACGAACAAAAUUACGUAGCUGCUGAAUCAGCUUUGGACCGUAUGUGCUGCGGCUUGGGUGGUAAGACCAUGCUGGGUCUGAUCGUCGGCCAGGUGCCGGAGAUGUUGCACCAUGAAGACUGGCGCCGCCGUCACGCCGCUCUCAUGGCUGUGUCUUCAGCUGGCGAGGGCUGCCACAAGCAGAUGGAACAGAUGCUUGACCAAGUUGUCUCUGCUGUCCUCAAUUAUCUUACUGACCCUCAUCCCCGCGUACGUUACGCUGCAUGCAAUGCCGUGGGUCAGAUGUCCACCGACUUCGCUCCCGUGUUCGAGAAGAAGUUCCAUGACAAGGUGGUGCCCGGCCUCCUGAUGGUGCUCGAUGACAAUGCUAACCCCCGCGUGCAGGCUCACGCGGCUGCUGCUUUAGUAAACUUCAGUGAAGAUUGUCCUAAACCAAUCCUGACUCAGUAUCUGGAUCCUUUGAUGAGCAAGUUGGAAUUGAUCUUGACCACCAAAUUCAAGGAGUUGGUGGAACGCGGCACGAAACUGGUGCUGGAACAAAUAGUGACGACGAUCGCGUCCGUGGCCGACACCGUCGAGAAGGACUUUGUGAUCUACUACGACAGGUUGAUGCCUUGCCUCAAGUACAUCAUUGCUAAUGCUACAACCGACGAGCUUAAAAUGCUUCGCGGCAAGACCAUUGAGUGCGUCAGUCUUAUUGGUUUGGCUGUAGGUGAAGAGAAGUUCACAUCAGAUGCCUCUGAAGUAAUGGACUUGCUGCUGAAGACUCACACGGAAGGCGAGCAGCUUCCCGCUGACGACCCGCAAACAUCUUACCUUAUUUCCGCGUGGUCGCGUAUUUGCAGAAUUAUGGGCAAGAAAUUCGCUCAGUAUUUGCCGAUGGUAAUGGAGCCAGUGAUGCGAACAGCCGCCAUGAAGCCCGAGGUGGCGCUGCUUGAUAACGAUGAUCUGGAGACCAUCGAGGGCGACCUCGACUGGCACUUCGUUACGCUCGGCGAACAACAGAACUUUGGCAUCAAGACUGCCGGUCUGGAAGACAAGGCAUCUGCCUGCGACAUGCUGGUGUGCUACGCCCGCGAGCUGAAGGAAGAGUUCGCCGAGUACGCCGAAGACGUAGUCAAGCUAAUGGUGCCGAUGUUGAAGUUCUACUUCCACGACAACGUGCGCACGGCGGCGGCCGAGUCGCUGCCCUACCUGCUGGAGUGUGCCCGCAUCCGCGGCCCGCAGUACAUACAGGGCAUGUGGGCCUACAUCCUGCCUGAGCUGCUCAAGGCCAUCGACUCCGAGCCCGAGCAGGAGGUGCAGGUCGAACUGCUCAACAGUCUCGCUAAGUGUAUCGAGCUGUUGGGCGGUGGAUGUCUUCCCGACGAGAUGAUGGCAGAGGUCCUGCGCAUCCUCAACAAACUACUGACAGAACAUUUCGAACGUGCCACUGAGCGCCGCCAAAAGCGCUCUGACGAAGAUUACGAUGAGGUUGUAGAAGAGCAGCUAGCAGACGAAGAUAACGAGGAUGUAUACGGCCUGUCCCGCGUGGCAGACGUGUUGCACGCGCUGAUGUCGGCCUACCGGGAGAGCUUCUUCCCGCACCUCGACAGCCUGCUGCCGCACCUCGUGCAGCUGCUCGCCCCCGGCCGCCCCUACUCCGACCGCCAGUGGGCUAUCUGCAUUUUCGAUGAUGUUAUCGAAUUUGGAGGACCCGCGUGCGUGAAGUACCAAGACAUAUUCCUGGAGCCGAUGCUGAACGGGCUGCGCGAGCCGGAGGCGGAGGUGCGGCAGGCGGCGGCGUACGGCUGCGGCGUGCUGGCGCAGUUCGGCGGCGCCGUGUUCGCGGCGGCCGCGGCCCGCGCCGUGCCGCUGCUGGCCGCGCUCGUGGCCGACCCCGCCUCCCGCGCCCUCGAGAACCUCAACGCCACAGAGAACGCCAUCUCCGCCGUCGCCAAGAUCAUCAAGUAUAACCACUCGCAGAUCGACAGGGAUGAAAUUAUUAGGCAUUGGCUGACAUGGUUGCCAGUGACAGAAGACACAGAAGAAGCUCCACAUGUAUACUCACUGCUGUGUGAACUGGCUGCGAGCGGGCACGCGGCGCUGGCGUCCCCCGACGCGCCCAAGCACGUCAUCGCCACACUCGCAGAGGCAUUCCUCAGGGACGCCGUGCCCUCUGAUAACCCAGUCUUUGCGCAGAUGGUGGCUCUCGUCAGGCAAAUACAGACAAACGCAGAGCUGUUCAACGCUGUGCUGAUGCAGCUGAGCAGCGAGCACAAGGAGGCGCUGCAAGUGGCGCUGUCCACCUAGUGCGGACGGGCCCGCGACUCGGCACUCGGCACCUGCGCUCUCCGUUGCAGUCACGCUCUCCUCAUCACGCCCAUUUCUCGCGCAUCACUAACCAUUGACCGCCUCCAAUCCAACUAUUACUAUGUGUAUAAAAGUUGUAUGUUGUAAUUGAAAAUAUAUCUUUGUCAUUUAGACGAGUUUAAACCCAGUUUUAUGAAAUGACUGAUAUCAGAUAAAUUAUAAUAUUGUAAACUGUA
Messenger RNA from Helicoverpa armigera (cotton bollworm), 3595 nucleotides. It is a transcript of the gene Karybeta3, whose product is annotated as Karyopherin beta 3. Lineage: Eukaryota; Metazoa; Arthropoda; Insecta; Lepidoptera; Noctuidae. Gene Ontology annotation, biological process: protein import into nucleus. The record is from RefSeq and is a predicted model, not a curated record. Bases 45 to 3359 code for a protein of 1104 amino acids. The transcript has 18 exons. Gene Ontology annotation, molecular function: nuclear import signal receptor activity. Gene Ontology annotation, cellular component: nucleus; cytoplasm.